Pogona vitticeps (central bearded dragon) is the source of this 3709-nucleotide messenger RNA. The record is from RefSeq and is a predicted model, not a curated record. Lineage: Eukaryota; Metazoa; Chordata; Lepidosauria; Squamata; Agamidae.
UGCCUGUCAUCUAAGAACCUCCAUUGGCUGCAGGAUGUAUGUAGCCUGAAAAUGGUUUUCUGUCAUUUUCUCUUUACAUUCAAGGACUGGCAGGAAAGAUUUUGCCCCUGAGAGAGAACGGCACAUCAUUCAAGUCAAGGGACUGUCAGUGGAAAUGAGGCACUAACUGGAAGCCACUUCACAUACACUUUUUACUGAUUACUAUGGAGACCAAGGAGGAGAAAAAAGAACGACGACAAGGCUAUUUUGCCCGUUUGAAAAAGAAGAGGCUAGCUAAACUAAAUUCAGAGACAGUUCCUACAAAUACUUGUGGAACUCCAGUGGGUAGAACGUCCACGGGAAAAGAAGAUGGAAGCAAAGAUGUUUUGGUGCAAAGCAGUGGCUCUCAAGAAAACGGCAAGCAUUCUGGGGAAAAGGAAGACUAUGAGAAAAAAAAGAAAAAGAGCAGUCAGCCAAAGGAUAUCAGGCGCACAGAUCUUAAGCGAUUCUAUAGUACUGAUGACAAUCAAAGCAAAACCAAUGAGAAGAAAGAAAAGAAAAUGGUUUCUCAGAAACCUCAUGGUACAGUCGAAUAUACAGCUGGAAGCCAAGAUACGUUGAACAGCAUAGCCUUGAAGUUUAACAUCACUCCAAAUAAACUUGUGGAGCUAAAUAAACUUUUCACACAUACCAUCGUCCCAGGCCAGGUUCUAUAUGUGCCUGAUUCUGAGCCUAUUUCUACAGCAGCAAAGCUGGCUUCCUCAAGUCCUGGUGCUGCUGUUUCACCUUCAUCAUCAGAUGCAGAGUAUGAUAAACUUCCGGAUGCAGACUUGGCAAGAAGAGCCUGUCGGCCACUCCACAGAGUCCUAUCAUCCACUUCAGAGGAAGAUGAGCCAGUUGUGGUCAAGUUUUUGAAAAUGAAUUGCCGAUACUUCACCGAUGGGAAGGGCGUGGUAGGAGGGGUCAUGAUAGUCACUCCCAACAACAUCAUGUUUGACCCUCACAAAUCGGACCCUUUGGUCAUUGAGAACGGCUGUGAAGAGUAUGGUCUCAUUUGUCCUAUGGAGGAGGUUGUUUCUGUUGCACUCUACAAUGAUAUAUCUCACAUGAAGAUUAAGGAUGCACUGCCCUCUGACAUUCCAAAGGAUCUUUGUCCUCUGUACAGGCCUGGUGAGUGGGAAGACCUGGCUUCUGAGAAGGACAUCAACCCUUUCAGCAAAUUUAAAUCCAUGGACAAGGAGAAGAAGAAGCAGAAGGUGGGCAGUGUUGUUACCCUUAACGCCAGACAGGUGAAGCCCUCAGACAAGGAGAAGACUACAGAUUUGGAACUUGUUAAAUCUUCCGAAAAUUCUUCCUUACUGACAUCCAGAGUGGUAGAAACUCCAGGAGACUCUGUCACUGCACAGUCUUCAGAAGGGGUAGCUUUGGAAAUUUAUACUGCAGAGCAUUCAAAGGAGAGAGUUACUCUGGAUUUAACCAAAGACAGUUCCCUUCUGGAGGAAGAUGGCUUUAUUGACCUAGAAGAGACUUCAUCAAAGAUUGAUAGCAGAGUGGGCCAGGGAGAUGCAGAACCAGAUUUCCUCAAAGAUUGUAAAAUAAAAGAGGAGGUCCGGUUGAAAGCAACAAAUAAAGAAAAUUGUAAGCAAUCAAUGUUGGAUUCAUUAGGGACAAAGCAGGAUAUUCCUAAGGACAUCCUUGAUUUGGAGACCUGUGAGAAACUAGAUGUAGUGCCUGAAGUGAACAAGAGUGGUAGUUCUCCAACUAAUAAAAUAGAGGCAACCCUUGAUGCAAAUGAGGAGCUAAAUAAAGACAAGCUUAUUGAAUUUUACCUCAGCAAAGAUAAGAACGAACCAAAGUCUACUGGUGGCUUGAGUAAGACUGAAAUCAAGGAAGAAGGGAACAGUAUAUCAAGGGGCAUAGAUCUCACACUUAGUUCUUCACGUUCCCAUGCCACUGAUGUUCUUACAGGCCAAAGGGCAGGGCCUGAUUCCUGUUCAGUUGAAGGGAAAGAACUGUUGCUAGACAUUGGCUCAGCAGCAGGAGAAGAAAACAAAGAGUCUGAAGGAUCAUUAGCCUCUUCAUUGAUGUCACAUCCAGAUAAUAAAUCUGAAAUUAGACUGUGGCUGCUGAAGAGAAUCCAGGUGCCCAUUGAAGAUAUGCUUCCUUCUAAAGAGGAGAAGAGCAAGACCCCUCCAAUGUUUCUGUGCAUCAAAGUGGGCAAGCCUAUGAGGAAAUCCUUCACUUCCCAAAGUACCACGAUGACCCAGCAAUAUGGUAAAAGGAGAAAGCAACCAGAAUACUGGUUUGCUGUUCCCCGAGAAAGGGUAGAUCACCUGUAUACCUUUUUUGUACAAUGGUCCCCUGAUGUGUAUGGCAAAGAUGCUAAGGACCAGGGCUUUGUAGUGGUGGAAAAGGAGGAACUUGACAUGAUAGACAACUUCUUCAGUGAACCCUCAACUAAAAGCUGGGAGAUCAUUACUGUGGAAGAAGCAAAACGCCGAAAGAGCAUUUGCAGCUACUGUGAAGAAGACGAUGGUGGGGAGGAUGAGGAUGAGGAUGAUGCUUUGCCUGUUUUGAAAAACCAGAGUGCACUCUUAGAAAAUAUGCAUGUUGAGCAGCUUGCCCGGUGCCUGCCUGCAAGAGUUCAGGGAUAUCCCUGGAGGCUUGUGUAUAGCACACAAGAACAUGGAACCAGCUUGAAAACCCUGUAUCGUAGAUCAGCAUCUCUGGAUAGUCCAGUCCUACUUGUCAUCAAAGACAUGGAUAAUCAGAUAUUUGGAGCUUAUGCAACGCAUCCCUUCAAGUUUAGUGACCACUAUUAUGGGACUGGAGAAACAUUCCUGUACACAUUUAAUCCUCUUUUCAAGGUUUUCAAGUGGAGUGGAGAAAACACCUACUUCAUCAAUGGAGAUGUGGCUUCAUUAGAACUUGGUGGUGGAGAUGGCAAGUUUGGAUUAUGGCUAGAUGCUGAUUUGUACCAUGGUCGGAGUAAUUGCUGCAGCACAUUCAAUAAUGAUAUCUUAUCCAAAAAAGAAGACUUUGUUGUACAGGAUGUAGAAGUAUGGACAUUUGAGUGACAUACUUGCCUUAAAAGUCAGACUCAGAUUUAUGGAGUAUUCCAUGGAUGUUGAAGAUGGGAAUACAGACUGCCUCAAAAAUACAACAUACUUUUCCAGUCCUUAAUUCAGGCCAUAUACUGGUUUUACAAGAAGAUUUAAGGGAGAAAUUGGACAUAGUUCAAUCUUAUUCCUGCCUUGCCAAUGUUCCUACACUAUGGAUGCAAAAUAUUUAUGGGAAGGUAUUUCUGAUAUACAGAUUUGUUCAUAACAAUCUCAUUUUCUGUAACUGUAAAAGGAUACUGUGGGGAAAAAACACAGAGCUAUGUAGUACAUUCCAUGUGUAUUUUUAUUCAGUGAAAGUGAAAACCAAAAAGAGGAGCAAAGUGGUGUUUCCAAACUGCAUUUAGUGGUGGUUUCUAUGACAAAAUAGUAGUCAUCAACUAUACAGCACUUAAAAGGAACAUUUUUUAAAUAAUGUAUUUAUUAUUUGUAUAGUAAUUUUUUUCUGAAAUGUGAUAGGCAUGUUUUUCCUUUUAACAUUUCAAAUUUCAGAAUUUUCUGGAAAGAUGUAUUGAAGUAGAUGUCUUCAGUGCAAUAGUGAUGUAUGGUUCAUUUUCUUAAGGGUUUUUUUAUAUUUUGUUGUGAUUUUUUUUAAUUUUGUAAAAGAAAUA